Molecule: messenger RNA, 1335 nt
Organism: Entamoeba nuttalli P19
Lineage: Eukaryota; Evosea; Mastigamoebida; Endamoebidae
Exons: 1
Coding region: 1-1335 (444 amino acids)
Source: RefSeq, a predicted model, not a curated record
AUGGAAGAAGAUCACGAUCCUCGUAAUGAACAAAAUAUCUCAAAACAAAAAUCAAAGAACCUUGAGUCUUUUCAACAAGCAGUACUUAUAUACUUAUUAUCACGCGCUGGUGUUACUGUAGAAAUUAAAAAACAAAAAAAAAGUGCAGAAAAAACAUAUCAAAUUCAACCAGUACAAUCAAUUAUUUAUAACGGUAAUGUUAUUCAAUUUGCUGAUCGUAUUAAUGCACAAGCAUCUAAAAUGCUUGAAGAAGAUAAAUCUGAACAAAGACUUAGAAGAUAUGAACGGAAUAAAAUUGCAUUAGCAUUUAACGAAUUAGUAGAAAUAGCUGUUAAAUUUGGAUAUGAAUUUGGAGAAAAAAAUACAAGAAAAGCACAAAAAACAGUUCGUAUGAAAAAGAUAAUAAUGGUUAAAAAAGAUAAUAAACCUAUUAUAGAACAAAAAGAUAUUGAACCUAUUGGUAUGGCAGUAAAUAAUUAUAUAGUUUCUCAUUUUAAUGAAGGAGUUUGCUUAUGCAAUGAAAAUUUAGUUAAUUAUGUUAAAACAACUAUAAACUCUCAACGAAUCAAUAUGACUACAAGUCCUCUUUCUGGAACAAUUGUAAAAGAACAAUCAAUCCAUAUGAAUAAUACAUUAUUAACUAUACCUAAAACACAACAAGAACAGCUAUUAAUUAUUCCAGAUUCAAUAAAAUCAAGUGUUCCAUCAAAUAAUAAAAUUAUUAAUUCUCUUUCUGUACCAAUAUUAAAUGAAACACCAAUUAUUCCUACACCUACAUUAACAAAUAACUCUUCUGGUAAUCCUAAUCAAAUAGAAUAUAAUGAUAUUGAAGAAGGAGAAAUAAUUGAUAUUAAUAAUCCUAUUAAUUCACCUUCAGAAGAACAAAUUCAACAAAGUGAUGCAAUGAGUGAACAACCAGUUAUUGAAGACCAACAAAAAGUUCUUCUUGUUCCACAAGGUCUUUUUGUUCAACCAACAUUAGUUUCUCCUAUGGGUAUUCAGAAAGAAUCAAUUACUAAUUCUGAUUUUCCACUUCCUCAAACACAACAACCAAUUAAAAAGGAAGAACCUCAAUUUGUUUUUAACUCAAUUCAAAAAACUGAUAUGGCUAUGAGCCAAGACAUUGGAAAUGAAUUAGGAAUGAGUUUAGAUUUCGCUGAGAAUGAAAGUGGUCAAGAAAACCUUAAUACUAUUGAGAGUCAUGAUAAUCAAAGUAUGACAUUUAAUUUCUCAACUGGAGAUGAAGAUAUGAGAACUUCCAGAGAUGCUGUUGAUACCUUUUUUACACCAAAUAAUGGUUUUGGUAAAUUUGGUAAAGGAACAUUUUAUCAUUAA